Molecule: messenger RNA, 1539 nt
Organism: Plasmodium relictum
Lineage: Eukaryota; Apicomplexa; Aconoidasida; Haemosporida; Plasmodiidae
Product: conserved Plasmodium protein, unknown function
Exons: 1
Coding region: 1-1539 (512 amino acids)
Source: RefSeq, a predicted model, not a curated record
AUGAGAAUAAAUGUGGAGAAGGAAAAUGAAGAAAAUGGGAAUAUGAAUGUUACAAAGAAUAUAAUUUAUAAUAAUUUUCAAAACAGAGGAUUUCUUAAUAAUUUCAAUUUUCUACAUGAAAAUAUUAGGAAUUUAAAUAAAUCACUAGAAUAUAAUUGUGACAUAUUAAAUAAAAAAUUAGAAUAUGGAAAAUUUCUUGAGAAAAAUAAUUAUAAUAAGGAAAAAAAUAAGAAAAAGUUUAUUAUACAUUUGAUGCCUUCUGAAAAUUCCCAAUUUUAUAUUUUUCUUAAUAAAAAAAAAGAAGAAGUGUUGAAAAAAUAUGGAAAGGAUGAAACAUAUAAAUAUGAUAUUCAUAUUAGUUUAACAGGCUAUUUUUUCUGUGAUAAUGUAAAUGUUUUUUUGAAUACCUUAUAUAUAUAUAUGUUUUAUUAUGUAAAAUUAUAUAAUAUAUUUAAAAAUUUAUCAUUUAACCAUUUGUUUUUUAAUAUUUCCUGUAAUUCUAAUUAUAGUAAUAUUUAUAUAAAAAAAAAUAAAAGUGGUGAUAAAGAAAAGAAAAUAAUUUUUGAAAAAAAAGAAAUCGAAGAAAAAAUAGAUAAAAAGAAAAAAAAUAUUUUAAAUAUGGAAAAUAAUAGCAAUAAAAGUGAUUCCCAUGUUUUAAUAACUAAUGAUGGAUAUGUAAUUAUUCCAAUAUUUUGUGAAUGGAUAAAAAAAAUUUUUGAAAAUUUUAGUUUCUUAAUUAGGAAUAGUAGUUUCAUAUCCCACAAUAAAUACAAGAAUGUAAAUAAGUUAGAAAAUAAUUAUAUUAGUAGAAAUUCAGUAAUUUCAAAAAAUUUAAAAAAAAGGCACAAAAAUGAUAGUAAAUUAUUUUUAGGUAAUUCAUUAAUAAAAAGUAAAUAUCAAAAAGAUACUACCUAUCCAAAUUCAAUAUAUUCAAAUAAUAUAAUUCUUUCUGAUAUAAAAAAUAAUGAAAACAGUUCAUCAUCAUUUAUAAAUUUUGAAGAUAAGCAAACUGAAGAAAAGGCAAAUAAUUCGAACGUAAUAUUUUAUGAUGAUAAUAACAGUAACAAUAGCAAUAGUAAUAGUAAUGGAAAUGUAUUUAAUAAACUUGCACAUAAUUGUAACAUUAAUGAAAAAGAUAAUACUGAUAAUUAUAAUAUAAAUUACAAUAAGUGCCAUAUAGAAAGUAAGAACAGUAAUUAUAAAAAAAUUAAAAGAUUAAAGAAAUGCAGUAAAAAUAACAAUAAUAAUGAUAAAAAGGAAGAAAAAAACAAAAUAAAAUAUAAAUACAAUAAUACUGAAGUAAAGCUUUCAGAAUUUAGAAUAAAAGAAUGUAAUCAUAUAUCAUUAGCUUCUAAUAGAAAUAAUAAAGAAAUACAAAAAGAUAUUGCUUGUAUGUAUAAAGAUUUGAAAUAUUAUUUUUCAAAUUGUUCAUGGGAUAUGGUUAUGUUUGAAUGUGAUGAAAAUCUCUUUCCUCAAGAAAAAGUCAAAAAUAAUUUUUUAAAUGAAAUAUUCAGAUUUAAAAAAUUCGCAGUAUCAUAA